AUGCCGUCUCAAAUACCAACCUCAAUUCCUCGCUAUAGUUUCAUGGACGAUUAUAGCGAGGGUGCACAUCCCGCUCUUCUCAAAGCUUUGAUCACCAGCAACACAACCCAAGAAACCGGCUACGGAGGCGAUACAUACUGUGAUCUCGCACGGCAGCGAAUCCGUCGCCAUCUCGGCCGCGACGACGUUGGCAUAUUCUUCGUGCCGAGCGGGACAUCAGCCAAUGCCAUCUCCAUCGCCGCAUGUCUCCGGCCUCAUGAAGCCGUCAUCGCUGCUAGCUCUGGCCAUAUCGUGACGAGGGAGACAGGCGCGGUAGAAGCAAGCGGUCAUAAAAUCAUCAACGUCACACCUCAGAAUGGAAAGCUCACGCCUGCGACGAUCGAGCGUGCGCUAGAUGAUAAUUGGCAUUUUCCUCACAUGGCGAAACCUCGGCUGGUGUAUAUAUCCAAUGCAACUGAGAUCGGGACCAUAUACUCUCGCGCCGAACUCGCAGCAAUAAAACAAGUCUGUGAAAAGAACGGUCUCAUUCUCUUCCUCGACGGCGCUCGGAUCGGCACCGCUCUCGCCUCAAAAGCAAACGACAUGACCCUCUCCGACAUACUCGAACUCACAGACAUCUUCUGGAUAGGCGGCACAAAAAACGGCGCCCUUCUGGGCGAAGCCGUCGUCGUGAAAGACGCCCGCCUCUCGUCCGAGUUCGAAUUCUACGUCAAGCAGCACGGCUCCCUCCUCGCAAAAGGUCGUGUCAUCGGCGCGCAAUUCGCAGAGCUCUUCGAGGGAGAUCUGUACUUUGAAUUAGCGCGCAAGGCGAAUUUGGCUGCUGAGUCGUUAUCGAGUGGUAUAGCGCAGGGAGGAUUUUCGGUAUAUGCUGCGACGGAGACGAAUCAGGUUUUUGCGGUGCUGCCGUUGAGUUUGAUCAAGGUGCUGAAGGAGAGCUUUAGUUUCUAUGUUUGGGAGAAGUGCGGUGAUGAUGAGGCUGUUAUCAGAUUGCUUACGACGUGGGCGACGGAGGGGGCGCAGGUUGAGAGGUUUGUGGAGAUGGUGCAUUCUUGGACUGUGUAG
Molecule: messenger RNA, 1062 nt
Organism: Fusarium proliferatum ET1
Lineage: Eukaryota; Fungi; Ascomycota; Sordariomycetes; Hypocreales; Nectriaceae
Exons: 1
Coding region: 1-1062 (353 amino acids)
Biological process (GO): L-threonine catabolic process; glycine biosynthetic process
Cellular component (GO): cytosol
Molecular function (GO): L-allo-threonine aldolase activity
Source: RefSeq, a predicted model, not a curated record